Messenger RNA from Pollicipes pollicipes, 1164 nucleotides. RefSeq names its product heat shock protein 30D. Bases 95 to 724 code for a protein of 209 amino acids. The record is from RefSeq and is a predicted model, not a curated record. Gene Ontology annotation, cellular component: nucleus; cytoplasm. The transcript is spliced from 5 exons. NCBI's taxonomy places the organism in Eukaryota, Metazoa, Arthropoda, Thecostraca, Pollicipedomorpha, Pollicipedidae. Gene Ontology annotation, biological process: protein refolding; response to heat.
UUUAAAUCGUCACUCGCGGUCGACGGGCGAGCAGGAGCGUGUUCAGCCCGGUCUGGCCGACAUACACGUUCAUCCCGACACCGCAGCGUCCACCAUGGAGGGCUCCAAGAACAUCCCCAUCAAGAAGAGCGACUGCAGCGUGAUCGACACCGAGUUCAGCAGCAUCCGCGAGCACUUCGAUGCCGAGAUGCGCAAGAUGGAGGACGAGAUGAACAAGUUCCGGACGGAGCUAAUCAACCGCGAGUCGCCGCGGAUGCAGAGUUCGAUCACGUCCAGUUUUCCGUCUAUGCUUACGCAACAGAACACCUUCAGCUCGACCACGUCUCAGCAGUCACAUCAGACGUCCGGCGGCGCUCCCAGCACCGACCUGGCUAUGCGCUCCGCCGCCGACCCCAAGAACUGGAUCGAGAGCCUCAACUCGCCGCUCGUUCAGGACGACGGAGACAAGAAGCACCUGAAGCUCCGUUUCGACGUUAGCCAGUACAAACCUGAGGAGAUCGUGGUAAAGACCGUUGACAACAAGCUCCUGGUCCAUGCCAAGCACGAGGAAAAGAGCGACUGUCGCAGCGUGUACCGCGAGUACAACCGCGAGUUCCUGCUGCCCCAGGGCUCCAACCCGGAGAUGAUCAAGUCGUCCCUCUCCAAGGAUGGCGUACUCACCGUGGAGGCGCCGCUGCCGGCCCUUGCCGGUGACGAGGCGCGCAUUCCCAUCGCGCACAAGUAGACAGGGCGCCUGUCCGGCAGCGCCAUCUGGGGAGCCGCGGGGCAGCCGCUCCCGAUGCGGCGCGCCUCCCGACCCGUGUUGUUUCCCGCUGCCGCGAGCGUCAGCGCGCCUGCCGUCCCGGCCAGAGGCGCGCAGCUCCGGCCCGACUAGCGCCGUGUCUAGUCAUCACUGCCGCUCGCCAGCUCUAACAGGCUAACACCGGACACGGCGUCAGGCUACGCACACCGAGUGCGCGGGCGGCGCCGGCCUCCGCCGCUGGUCGACGACGGCCGUGACGCCUCGCGUUCGCGGCUCACCGAGGCGCUACUGUAAGUUUGAGGUCACGGAGGCUAGCCUGUGGAACACCGCCACGUUUGAUCUUUCAAACUUUGGUUCGCUUCCUUGAAUAUGGUGAGUGAUGGACAUCUUGUGGAAAUGUUUAAUAUAUUUAUUAAAUCGCG